UAAGAAGAAAAUUGUGGAACGUCACAUGACUAAACCGGAAAACAGGACUCGCCACUUCCGCUUGCAGGGUAAUCUGUGCUAACCCAACGACAGACCUAGCUAGUUUACACAAUCAACAAUAACGUUAUUAUUCUGAGCAUUUUGGCCUUUUAAAUAAUUUAACUGUGAAGACCAUGUAUUUAUCCAAACCGGUUAAGUACCAGAAGCGGGAAAAUCCGAACAGUGAUUUUUGUUGUGUACCUCAGUGUGAAAUGUCCGGGAAGUUUAAUUCCACCGUCAGCUUCCACCACUUCCCAAAGAAUGAAACGUUCAGAAAAGUAUGGAUACGCAAUGUUAGACGUACAAAUUUAGUGAUUAAGAGGACCACGACAGUGUGCAGUAGACAUUUCGUCUCCACGGAUGUCAUUAACGGUGGUCGACGACGCUUAAAAGAGGGGGCUGUGCCCAUGUUGUUUGCCUGGAACGACUACUCCCUCCCGGAAGCCAGACCAAGCGUCUCGGAGUCGGAGAGGGCACAACGGCCAGAAGAUGAAGUAAAGGACAGCAUGGAUGUUGAUGUGCUGCUUCAAUGCCACGACUAUUAUGCCAAACCAGAACCAUCAGCCCUAGAUAUGGCAUGUGAAAAAAUAGAGGCGCAACAGCAGGUAAUAGAAGAACUGCGGAAGAGGGUGGAAGGGGUUACAAUGAAACAAUCAUUUGGCUUGGAGAGGUUUUCAGCAUCAGACGAUGACAUCAGAUUCUACACCAGAUUUGCCAGCUACCGUCAUCUAGAUGCUUUUUGGAGACAGAUUGAACCUGCAACUAUGAGGAUUGUACGUGUUGGUACGCGAACACCGACCAGCACAACAGCAGCUCCUGACAAGGCAGCUGAUCAACCUCUUCGACCAAGCCGAUGCCUACCACUCAUUGAUGAGUUGUUCCUGUUCUUGGUGUACCUGUCGCUGGGUCUGAAGGAGAAAGAUCUGGGUGAUCGCUUCAACAUUCAUCAGUCCACUGUCAGCAGGAUCAUCAAAACCUGGGUUAACUUUUUGUACACUUUACUGGGUGCUGUUCGGAUAUGGAUGUCUCCAGAGGAAAUAGGAGCCACAAUGCCAAGUGUAUUUGGAAAAUACUCAGACACCCAAGUAAUUAUUGACUGUACAGAGCUGAAAUGCCAGAUGCCUUCAUCUUUACUCUUACAGAGUGAGAUGUUUUCGCAGUAUAAAUCCCACACUACUGUGAAAGGAAUGAUCGGUGUGUCACCACAUGGUGCUGUUACAUUUGUUUCUUCACUUUAUUCUGGUUCUAUCAGUGACAGUGAAUUGUUCAAGCGAUCUGGCAUUAUCGGUCUUUUAGAUAAAGACAUGGCUGUAAUGGUGGACAAGGGAUUCAGAAUCGAUGAUCUAGUGCCCUGCAAAGUUUACAUGCCACCAUUUCUGACCCAAAAAAUACAGCUGUCUCACAGUGACGUGCUGGUCACUCAGAACAUCGCACGACUAAGGAUACACAUAGAGCGAGCAAUAAGGUGCAUCAAAGAAAACAAACUUUUCGACACAGUUAUCCCUCUAACCAUUGCUGGCAGUAUUAACCAGAUUUUUGCAGUAGCCUGCCUUCUAGCAAAUUACCAAAACAAGCCACUGGUCAAGGCAUGGGCCAAGGGAGAGUAA
Molecule: messenger RNA, 1646 nt
Organism: Hypomesus transpacificus
Lineage: Eukaryota; Metazoa; Chordata; Actinopteri; Osmeriformes; Osmeridae
Exons: 3
Coding region: 174-1646 (490 amino acids)
Source: RefSeq, a predicted model, not a curated record